GGUGGGAAAACAUAAGGCACCCUUUCGCUCUAUCCCCUCCAUUGUUUGAGGUUUCGGUGAAGGGAUUGACAGGCACCGCAUGUACCGCUGGAAUAAUACUGAUAAAGGGUGAGUGUGUGCGCGUGUGUGUGUGUGAGGGCACCACCCAUCAGCGCAGGAGGAGGAUGUGAUGCCAGAGCCAUAGCAGUUCCCGUUUUCUGUCCAGCACCGUGUUUGCGAGAGUGGGGCCGAAGGGGAGGCGCCUCCCACUCUGCAGACAUGUUUGAAGUCAAACCCCGGCCGGUGGAGAAGAAAGAAUCGAGCACUGAGACAGAUGAGGGGCUGGGCAGCACCGGGAAGAACUACGGCUCUGGCUCGCUGGGUUCCGGUUCGGCAGGAUCCGGUUCCCUCUACCUGUCGGACAGUCAGGACUGGGUGGUCUCACCCAUCUGCUCCCCGGACGAAGGCCCCGGCCAGCACAGCGCCAUCUCCCCCGUGCUGGCGGAGGAAACUUUCCGCUACAUGAUCCUCAGUUCCGAUCGCGUGGAGCAGAUGACCAAGACGUACAAUGACAUCGAAGUGGUCACGCACCUUCUGGCCGAGCGGGACAGAGACUUGGAGCUGGCAGCUCGGAUCGGUCAAUCGCUUUUGCAGAGGAACCACCUGCUACAGGAACGCAAUGAGGCUGUAGAAGAGCAGUUAGCGCAGGCUCUGGACCAGGUUCACCAGCUGCAGCAUGAGCUCAGUAAGAAGGACGAGCUGCUGCGGAUGGUGGCCAGCGCCUCGGAGGAGAGCGAGACCGACUCCAGCCUGUCGACGCCGCAGCAGCAACCUCAGCCACGGGGAGGGGCCACGGCCGCCGCCGCCCUCAGCCAGCUGGAGUCGCUGCAGGGCAAACUGCAGGACCUGGAGGAUGAGAACCUGAUGCUGAGGUCUGAGGCCUGCCAGCUAAAAAGAGACACCGUCACCUAUGAGGAAAAGGAGCAGCAGCUUGUGAGCGACUGUGUCAAGGAGCUCCGUGAGUCCAACAGCCAGAUGGUGUCUCUGACGGAUGAGCUGUCCCAGAAGAACGAGGAGCUGCUCAGACACCAGGAGGAGAUCGCUCAGCUGCUCUCACAGAUAGUAGAACUACAGCAUAGAGUGAAGGAGCUGGCUCUGGAGAAAGAGGAACUGAGGAUCCACCUGCAGGCCUCCAAAGAUGCUCAGAGACAGCUCACAGCAGAGUUGAAUGAGUUAUCAGAGAGGAAUAUGGAGUGUGUCGAGAUGCUCCACGAGUCCCAGGAGGAGAUUAAAGAACUUCGAAGUAAAAACACUCCCACCACCGGGAUGCGAAGGCACAUUUCCUACGGCCUCUACCCCAUGGACUCCCUGGCAGCUGAGAUCGAGGGCACCAUGAGGAGAGAGCUCAGUUCAGAUGAAGAGUCAGCCUUUGAGCACCAAAGAGAUUCACAGAAGCGAGUUUUCCAGACAGUCCGCUCCAUCAAUGCCUCAACAUCGCGGCCAGCUUCAGCCACCCCUCCCAUCCCCGGCUCAGGACAGAGCUCUCUAGUGAUGACCGCCCAGCCCUUCCCCUCUGUUCAAGGAGAGGAGGUGAGGAUGGGCCAACCGGGCUCACCGGGCGGGAACGACCUCACCAGAGCCCUCCAUCGCCUGUCGCUGCGGAGACAGAACUUCCUGUGCGAGCGGCAGUUCUUCCAGGCCGAGCGCGAGAAGAAGCUGCAGGCGCUGUCGGGGGCGGAGGCGGACGGGGAGGGCAGCGGCUUCAGCUCACCGAUGAGCAGCGUCCUCUCCUUCUCCAACCUGUCAGACAUCUCCAUCAGCUCCAGCGUUUUCAAGACCUUCCUGCCUGAGAAGCUUCAGAUCGUCAAACCCAUGGAAGGCUCGCUGACUCUCCAUCACUGGCAGCAGCUGGCCAAACCGCACCUAGCCACCAUCCUGGACCCCCACCCCGGCGUAGUGACCAAGGGUUUCCGCCCACUGGCUCAGGACGCAGUCUACCGCCUCUCUGACAUGGAAGAGGACGAGGAGGACGAAGAGUACAGAGAGAGAGGGUCCGGGGCUGUGGAGAAGGGCGCAGCGGAGCGAGGUAAAGAAGAGGAGGAUGAGGAAGAGGAGGAAGGCGGGAUCACCUUCAAAGUGCGCUAUUCGUCUACGCCGGAGGAGAGGAAAGAGAGAAAGCUUUCUGUGUCGCCGCUUCCCGUGCCUCCUCUCUCCUCCUCCCCCCUGCCAGGAACACCUACUGCUACCUGCUCGGUCAGAUCGGGCUCAUGUGCGACCCCCGGACCCCUACACGUCACAGAAAAAUCCAGCCAAUCAUCUCAGCCCAUUCCAGUAGUCUCUACAGCAACGGUCCAAUCACAGAGUCAAAUUUGCACCUUGACAACAUCCACAACUACAACUACAACAACGUCUUCCUCUGUCCAAAAUCCAGGAAAGUGUCAGAGCACCACCUUCUCCACCUACACCUACACAACCUGCCGAAUCCUGCACCCUAGUGACACCACACAGGUGACCCAAAGUUCUCAAACGUCUCUCAUGGCCAACACCCCCAGCUCCAUGAGGACAGGUCCCAGCACCCCCGUGACUCCCUGCAGAUUAAGUCUCGGGGACUGCUUCCCCCCUCGACGACCCCCCGCGCCUGUAAGCAGCCUCACCAAGCUGGUCCUGGAGAGGGGCAUUUCCGCGCAAGUCUCCACCGACACCCCGCCCGCGUCUCCGAAACCAGCACCCCGGCAGCCCCUCUUCCACCUCCUCCCGAGCACGCCUCCCAACUCCCCCUCGCACUCGCCCACCCCCUCCCCGGUGCCCAUGGACACCCGCCAGCACCCGUCUGACAAUUUCCUAGCGUCGCGGCCGGCGGAGCUUUUUCUCCAGGACGUUUACGGGUUGAACCUGGGCCGCGCCCCUCACCCCGAUCUGCCGAGCCCCUCCCAGGAAACCCCGCCACUCGCCCCGCUUCCCAAAUUGGGCCGACCCAGGCUCAACUCGGCCAACGUCGGCUUGGUGGAAAGGCUGCGGCAGAUGGGAUUCACCAAGGUGCUCCAGGGUGCGGACUCUGAGGCAUCAAUACCACGCCAGGAGUCUGCCACCUUUGUGUCUGCAGGCGGAGGAAGCCUAUUGGACGGCUUGAGGCGCAACCAGAGCCUGCCCGCCAUGAUCGGCGCACGAGCCGGAAAGUCAGGGGCACACUCGACAAUUCCCCCUCCUCCUCCUCACCCCACCUCUCUGGCCCUCCAGCCUCCACCCUGGCAUCGACAUCUCGCCACCGUCUCCCAAAACCCACCGCCUGGCUCAGCCAAACGCUAAUAGGAAGAGGUGUACAAAUUAUGAACAUAAACCUCCUUUACACCUCCAUCCCCUUCUUCCCUCCCUCAUCUCUCCUCCUUUCUGCCUUUUUUUUGGAGAGAGUCGUCAGGGCAUCCGGUGGGCAGAACAAUCCCUCCUUUUUAUGACUUCAUUUUAAAGCACAAUUUAAUUGAACUGACUGUUUUUAGCGAUACCGCAGUGUCUAUGUGUGUAGGUGUUUGCCAUAAUGCUAGUUAUUAAAAGGCCUUAGCUUGCCUCUAAGUGGGUUAUUCAGCUCUCAGUACCUUCUCGGUAAUGUAUGAAUCUUUAGGUUUAAGUAGAUUUCACACAAGGCUCUGGAUGUUCAGGCACAGAGAGGAGAUGGUAGAGGAGAGAAAGGGUAAUGUGUAAGUGGACGAAGGUUAGCGGAUGUGGUUUAGGAAAGAGAAGAGUCGAGGUAAAAGGCGUGAAGGGAAGUAAAAGAGUGGUAAGAGAAAGUAAGAGAAGGUGAAGAAAGAAAGGCCGAGCAUCCAGAGUCUUGCUACUUCAAGGGCUUGUUCUAUAGUGGGGUUGGGAAGGUAAUCAGCCGACCGUGCCCGUAACACAGUGGAUGGUUAAACGCAAGAUGAACAUGAACACACAGCAUACUGCCAGGCUAAUCUUGUUGUCGGACCAUGCCUCUAACAUGCCAGUGUUAAUAAUCUAAUGAUUUUACAAGUAAAGCAAUGCUGCACGGGUGUCCAUGUGCCGUGCCCCCCUCCCCCACCGCCUCCUUGCAAGCAUCUACUCUACAUCUGCAUGACAUGUCCAAAGCCACCUUUGCAAGUCGCCUACAGGUCCCAGCAUGCACCUGUCGGCAGACGGGCGGGGCCAGGCCUAAGGCGAGGUCAGAACCAAAUGAGGACGCUGCUUUCCCCCCCCCCCUCCUUCAGGUCCUUGUUUUUGCUUUGUGUGUGUGCGUUUUUAUCGGUAAGAGGCCUUAAGUCGAAGCCAGCACUGUUCUGAUUUGCGUUGAAAUGUUUGUAUAUAUAAGUUGCACUCAGUGGGAUUUGAAGGUUAUUUGAGGAUCAUUGCUCGGGUCGAAACAUUUCACAUUUUGGAGGAUCUCAUCGCGUUUUUAAAAAGGAAAAAAAAAACAGGAAUUCUUUCAUUCGUUUAAUUUUGGUUUUUAGCCACCAUGCUUAUCUCAGGCCCACGGGAUGUUCAGGUUCAAUCUGUUAAAGAGGGAAAAACCACUAGCACAUUAUUUUAGUUGUAGAUCACACGCAGGUUUAUUAUGUUUAAAGUAUGAGUUGCUGUUCUGUGUUUUUUUUAAAAAUGUGUUUCAGAGUGCUGGUAUUCCUAUAGAAAGACAGCUGAAAGAUCACACUACAGGCAACUCCAACCAGACUCACCCACCCACUCGCUGCACUUUUACUUUCCUAUUUAACCUUUAUUUUAUCCACAUCACUAUUUGAAAUAUAUAGAUUUUAACAUUCUGAUACUAAUGAGAACAUUAAGCUUAGUAAAAGAAAAGUGUGCCUAUUAUUUAAGGCUGUAGUAAUAAUGUCAGCUAACAUUUUGUCAUAAGAUUUUAAUAUAUAUAUGUAGCAUUUAUUUUUCCUUUUUCAGAUGUUUGAAGCCCACAAAAGGGAAUCCAAAUCUGUUAAAUCAAGCCAAAAGUGUUAUUUUUUACUUUUAAAGAAAUUGAAUAAUCUGGCUAACGUGUGUAUACGUGAUGCUUUUUGUGGUCAUAACAUAUGUAAGAAUUUUAAAAAAGAGCUUUGGUUUAAUGUUUGUAAGAUUGGCGAGAAGAGGAAGUCAAAUUCAGACUGUCAAUAAUCCGCUCCAGUGAAGCCCUGUGCUCUCUUUGAUGUCACAUGGUUAUGAGUUAUCCAGCAGGAGGUUCAAGUUUGGCUAAAAUAUAAAAUGUCCCGUGACUUUUUCAUGCCUCCCCUCCAAGAUCAUGAUCCUCUGUACAAUACUCAUGGCUAUUAUUCAGUUGCCUCUUCUUUUUUUUUAAAUAAAGCGUUGGAAAAUGA
Molecule: messenger RNA, 5285 nt
Organism: Scomber japonicus (chub mackerel)
Lineage: Eukaryota; Metazoa; Chordata; Actinopteri; Scombriformes; Scombridae
Gene: trak2
Product: trafficking protein, kinesin binding 2
Exons: 16
Coding region: 259-3285 (1008 amino acids)
Biological process (GO): neurogenesis; anterograde axonal transport of mitochondrion
Cellular component (GO): dendrite
Molecular function (GO): GABA receptor binding
Source: RefSeq, a predicted model, not a curated record